Molecule: messenger RNA, 1818 nt
Organism: Atta colombica
Lineage: Eukaryota; Metazoa; Arthropoda; Insecta; Hymenoptera; Formicidae
Gene: CCT7
Product: T-complex protein 1 subunit eta
Exons: 6
Coding region: 116-1741 (541 amino acids)
Biological process (GO): protein folding
Cellular component (GO): chaperonin-containing T-complex
Molecular function (GO): ATP hydrolysis activity; ATP-dependent protein folding chaperone; ATP binding
Source: RefSeq, a predicted model, not a curated record
AUGUUUUUUGCUUGACAUCAUCGUCAUCCUGUCGGCAAUCGCGAAGCGUUAAAAAAUUAAUUGGCGAAUAACGCGUAUGAUAAGAACUUUUGGUUGAAAGAAGAAAGAUUCCAAGAUGCAACCUCAAAUAAUCCUACUGAAGGAAGGUACGGAUACGUCUCAGGGAAAGCAACAAGUUAUAUCCAAUAUAAAUGCAUGCCAGAUAGUCGUGGAUGCCGUUAGGACCACUCUAGGUCCUCGCGGUAUGGACAAGCUCAUAGUCGAUCAAAAUGGAAAGAGCACUAUAUCCAAUGAUGGUGCUACCAUCCUGAAAUUAUUAGACAUCAUUCAUCCUGCUGCUAAGACUCUUGUGGAUAUUGCAAAAUCACAAGACGCUGAGGUUGGAGAUGGUACAACCAGUGUAGUUUUGUUGGCAGGGGAGUUUUUGAAACAAAUGAAACCAUUUAUAGAAGAGGGCGUACAUUCACGUAUAAUAAUCAAAGCUCUUCGUCGCGCGCUUCAAAUAGCUAAAGAUAAAAUUAAUGAACUAAGUGUCAAAUUAGACAGACGCGACAUGGACGAACAGAUUGAGCUUCUGGAGACAUGCGCAGCCACAGCUAUGAAUUCCAAGUUGAUAUAUCAACAAAAGAAUCAUUUUAGCGAAUUAGUUGUCAAGGCUGUCAUGAAGCUAGAUGAAUUACUUCCUCUUAAUAUGAUUGGUAUUAAAAAGGUUUCUGGAGGUGCACUGGAGGAUUCGGAACUAAUUGAAGGAGUGGCCUUCAAAAAAACCUUUUCAUAUGCUGGAUUCGAAAUGCAACCGAAAAAAUAUGAGCAAUGCAAGAUUGCAUUACUGAACAUUGAGUUGGAAUUGAAGGCCGAACGAGACAAUGCCGAAGUGCGUGUGGACAAUGUGUCAGAGUAUCAGAAAAUUGUAGAUGCGGAGUGGCAGAUUCUCUAUGAUAAGCUCGAUCAGAUUCACAAGAGCGGUGCGAAAGUAGUAUUGUCCUCGUUGCCGAUCGGUGAUGUCGCAACGCAAUAUUUUGCAGACAGGGACAUGUUCUGUGCCGGUAGAGUACCUGACGAAGAUCUCAAGAGAACGAUGAAGGCAUGCGGUGGUGCAAUCUUAACAACGGUGCACGACAUAAAGGACUCUGAUCUUGGAAGUUGUCAGACUUUCGAGGAAAAGCAGAUCGGUGGCGAAAGAUUCAACUUCUUCUAUGAAUGUUCGCGAGCGAAGACAUGCACAUUUAUCCUGCGUGGAGGCGCGGAUCAAUUUCUAGAAGAGACGGAGAGAUCCCUUCAUGACGCGAUCAUGGUCGUUAGACGCUUAAUAAAAAAUGAUGCAGUGGUUGCUGGUGGUGGUGCCAUCGAAAUGGAACUCUCCAAGACUUUACGCGAUUAUUCGCGUACUAUUGCUGGAAAAGAGCAACUUUUGAUAGGAGCAAUAGCGAGAGCUCUCGAAGUUAUUCCGAGGCAAUUAUGCGAUAACGCUGGAUUUGACGCGACGAAUAUCUUGAAUAAAUUGCGCCAGAAGCAUCAUAAAGGUUUGCAGUGGUACGGCGUUGAUAUAAAUUCAGAGAAUAUCACGGAUAACAUGCAGUACUUCGUCUGGGAACCGGCAAUAGUGAAGAUCAACGCAUUGACUGCCGCUACGGAAGCCGCCUGUCUCAUCCUUUCUGUCGACGAAACUAUCAGGAAUCCUAAGAGCAGCCAAGAUGGCCCGCAACCUCCAAUGGGACGUGGCAUGGGCAGACCGAUGUAAUCUGUCUGUCCACUUAAUUUCAUCAAAACUAGAGAUUCUAUAACAUAGUCUGAUCACGAGCGAUUUUGUCAAAAUCC